AUGAGAAUGCUAGCAUCUUUCAUCUACACAACAAUCCUCGCUGCAGGAGCCAUUGACGCUUUUUCCACUAAUACUGCUAGCAGCCACAUUCGCACCUCCACCCCAGUCGUAUUUUCCUCGGCUCCUUCCGAUUUGGAUUCCUCUUCUUCGUCAUCCCGAACCCUGGACGAUAUCAAGGAUGACCUGAUUCGGACUUGCAGUCGUUCCUCCAAGCCAUUGUUGGAUGAAGUUCGGACUAUCGUUAGAGAAUUGGAGGAAAAGGCGGAGGAUGUUGGGAUUGGCCAAGCCUCGGCCAUAUCGGGAUUGUUGGCUGGAGAAUGGGAAUUGGUGUAUUCUCCUGAAGAUGUUACUAGAUCGUCUCCUUUUUUCUGGGCCUUUCGACAGGCUUUUCCGGACCAAUCAGACGAGAUAUUUUCUAUUACAGAUGCCAUCCCGGCACCCCUUAAGGAAGUUGGUCCAGCAUAUCAAACAAUCGAGCUGAACGAUGCCGGGCGCGGAACAAUGACUGGGACCUUUGUGUCCCGUGUCAAGGUGGCAACCUUGGGUGGCUUGGCAACUUCCAUGAUGACUACAAGAGGUACGAUUACUGGCACCCAAGGUAUUGAUGCCAUCAAGAUCCGUGUCGAGACCACCAAACCGGAAGAUUCUACAGCUGUCAAGACCAUUUUUGGUCCACUGGGAGACACGAUCAAUGAGGCCUUGCCCCCCUUUCCAUCUGGUGAGACCUUGGAGCGAGUGAAGGAAGGCUCCUCCCUAGUAGUAAUGAAGACUACCUUUUGCGAUGAGGGCUUGCGCAUAAGUCGGAGCACUACAAAGUACGACGAUGUUUUCGUAUGGAGACGCAAGGGCUUUGCCAGUUCCGAGACUCUGUAG
Molecule: messenger RNA, 873 nt
Organism: Cylindrotheca closterium
Lineage: Eukaryota; Bacillariophyta; Bacillariophyceae; Bacillariales; Bacillariaceae
Source: the annotation of a GenBank genome assembly